AUGGGCCUGACCAUUACCACGGCGCUGAUUGCCCUGGUCGUCUGGCGACUGCUGUAUGAAUAUCGUCGCGACCGUGGCCUUCCUCCUGGCCCUCGUCGGCUGCCACUAAUUGGAAACCUUCACCAGGCACCGCAAGUGCUGCCCUGGCGCACCUUCGACGCCUGGUGUAAGCAAUAUGGUCCCAUCGUGAGCGCUCAGUUCGGGCGCCAGACCACCAUUUUCAUUUCAGACGGCGCCAUGGCGAAAGACCUCCUCGACAAACGCAGCAACAUCUACAGCGACCGGCCAUGGCUGGUCAUGGCCCGCGACAACGUCACCAAGGGCAUGCAUCUCUUGCUGCGUCCCUAUGACGACCGUUACAAACUUCACCAGAGAAUGGAGGCCCCCGUGCUCGCUCCCCGCGCCUCCUCCACAUAUCUCCCCAUCCAAGACCUCGAAAGCAAGCAGCUACUGCGCGACCUGCUUUCGUCCAAUGACUUCUCGCAUGCAUUCGAGCGCUACAGCAUCAGCCUCCUGUUCGCCCUCGCCUACGGCUUCCGUAUAGAGACAGGCACCGAGCCCGAGCUCGACUGGGCCCGUGAAGUCCAGGAUAACUUUGUCUUCGCCGCGCGAGUAGGCACCUGGAUCGUGGAUGCAAUUCCUAUUCUCAAUACCCUGCCGCCGCGCCUAGCGCCUUGGAAACGCGUCGCCGAAAAGCUGUACAAGGUUGAAUCCGAGGCGCACAUCAGGAACAUGAACCGCGGCCUUGCUAGCGAUUCCUGGAACUGGACCAAGGAGUUCUCGAAGUCCAAGCAGUCCAAGGAAAUGGACACCCUCGAAUUCGCAUACGACCUUGGUAUUUUGGCCAAUGCCGGCUUUGAGACUACCUCCGUCGCCAUGGGCAUAUUUGUUCUUGCCACCCAGGCGUAUCCGGCGUUCGUCGCCCGCGCCCAAGAGGAGCUCGACCGCGUAGUCGGGCACGAUCGACUGCCUGGCCCGGGGGAUAAGAACCAUCUCCCAUACAUCCAGGCCGUGGUGGAGGAGACGCUGCGAUGGCGACCGCUCGCACCCCAGGGCGUUCCUCAUGCCACAACGCAAGAAGACACCUACGGCGGAUAUCGAAUCCCCAAGGGGGCUACUAUCGUUCCCUUGUUCUGGUCCAUGUGCCAGGAUGGGAGCCACUACGAACGGCCGCUCGAGUUCCUCCCCGAGCGGUGGCUGGCCCCGUCGGACGAUCCCGACCGGUUCACCAAUUAUUUUGGUUUCGGCCGUCGCAUCUGCACCGGGCGUCACAUUGCCAAAAACUCGCUCUUCAUGCUUAUUACUCGCAUUCUUUGGGGAUUCAACAUUUCUCGGCCCCGGGGUCCGGAGGGUAAGCCUGUUCCCGUGGAUGAUCUCGCGUUUGGCUCGGGGUUCGUAUCGUCUCCAGACCCGUUCCAGGUGGUUUUUGAGCCGCGAAGCGAGCAUGCUCGGGAGGUGAUGGAGAGCGAGUGGGAGCUGACAGAGAAGGACCUCAGUGUGUUGAUGAAUGGGGUUAAGGAGCAUCAAAAGUCUCUGGGACUGGAGAUACGCGCGUAG
This is a messenger RNA of Aspergillus campestris IBT 28561, 1557 nucleotides long. Its product is annotated as cytochrome P450. The coding region runs from base 1 to 1557 and encodes 518 amino acids. The record is from RefSeq and is a predicted model, not a curated record. Lineage: Eukaryota; Fungi; Ascomycota; Eurotiomycetes; Eurotiales; Aspergillaceae. Gene Ontology annotation, molecular function: heme binding; monooxygenase activity; oxidoreductase activity, acting on paired donors, with incorporation or reduction of molecular oxygen. The transcript has a single exon.